Mastomys coucha (southern multimammate mouse) is the source of this 414-nucleotide messenger RNA. RefSeq names its product cytochrome c oxidase copper chaperone. Lineage: Eukaryota; Metazoa; Chordata; Mammalia; Rodentia; Muridae. Gene Ontology annotation, biological process: mitochondrial respiratory chain complex IV assembly. Gene Ontology annotation, molecular function: copper chaperone activity; copper ion binding. Gene Ontology annotation, cellular component: mitochondrial intermembrane space. Bases 109 to 300 code for a protein of 63 amino acids. The transcript has 3 exons. The record is from RefSeq and is a predicted model, not a curated record.
CUUCCUGUCCUCUUUCGCUUGACUGCGGAAGUGGAUACAGACGGCUCAGGUUGGUCGGAACUUAGGAGCUUUGCGCGUGUGCGCUCGUAAUUGCUUUCGCCUGGAAAGAUGCCUGGAUUGGCGGCCGCUAUCCCUGCCCCGCCCGAGGCUCAGGAGAAGAAGCCUCUGAAGCCCUGCUGUGCCUGCCCGGAGACCAAGAAGGCGCGAGAUGCCUGCAUCAUUGAGAAAGGCGAAGAGCACUGCGGACAUCUCAUUGAGGCCCACAAGGAGUGCAUGAGAGCGCUGGGAUUUAAGAUAUGACAUGGUGGCCUACUUUGUGAAUGAGUAAUCCCUGAAGAAUGAAGAAGAUUAAAUAUUUUGGAAGUGGAUAAAGCAUUUAUAAUUUAUUAAAAAACAGAAGGAAAGAAAACGUGA